Molecule: messenger RNA, 1604 nt
Organism: Dermatophagoides farinae (American house dust mite)
Lineage: Eukaryota; Metazoa; Arthropoda; Arachnida; Sarcoptiformes; Pyroglyphidae
Source: RefSeq, a predicted model, not a curated record
CACACACACAGCCAAUAUAUUUGAUUUCAAAUUUCUAUUUCGACAUUAUCGAGCUGGCAAUGUGUAAUUAGAACGAAAAAAGCUCAUUUUUUUAACACUGCAUUUUUUGUGCUAUUGUUUGUUUCAUAUAUUCAAAUUAUAUUUGGUUUUCAUUUCGAAAACAGUAAAAAAAAAAGAUUUUCUAUUAUCGUUACAACAAAAAUGGACGAUAUAGUACCGUUUAAUAUCCAUAUCACUAAUGAUGUUGAUGAUGAUGAUGAUGAUGAUGAUGAUGAUGAUGUUGAUGAUGAUGAUGAAGAUGAUAAUGAAAAAGUUUAUGGUGAUGAUGAUAUUAAUUCAAAUUUUAUGUUAAAAAUAAUUGAUCGUAUCAAAAUACGUUAUGGAAAACAACCGGCACACAUUUGUUCACCCGAUUGUUUACGAUUAUUUCCAGAUGAUAAUCAAUCAGAUUUUUGGCUAUCAAAAAAUCCAUACCUGAAACCAAUGGUUAAAAAUUUUGCACGUAUAGCUGUAAAAAAUCCAACAAAACGUUCGAUUGAAAUAUGUUAUAUUUCACCUUGUGGUAAACCAUUAACAACAAUUGAAAACAUCCAAAAAUAUCUUCUACUAACCAAAUGUAUGGAUCUGACAACGAUUAAUUUUACAUUGUCAAAAAAUUUUGUUCUUCAAAAAAUAUCCAUACAAGAAAAAGCACCAACCAUAAUGGAUAUUUCGAAUGGUCUUGAACCGAUACCGAUAUCAGCCGUAAAUUCGAUUACAAAUAAACCAUUCAAUUCUAGUCGUCGUUAUAUCAAAAAUUCCGUUUAUGAAUCAAAAACAUAUCUAAAUGUUAAACAUAUUGUCGAUAAUAUUAAUCAAUGUAAUGAUGAUGAUUGUUCAACACUUUGUCAUAGUAGAUGUAAAUGUGCAGGAGGGGAUACAAGUUAUCGUUAUAAACGUCUAUUUCAUUAUUCAUCGGAACCAAUUUUCGAGUGUACAUCAAAAUGUGGCUGCUCAAUACAUUGUAUGAAUAAGGUUGCUAGCCUCGGUAUUCAAUGUGAAUUUCAAGUAUUCUUUUCUGGUAUGAAAGGUUGGGCUGUACGUGCUACACAUUUCAUAUCGAAAGGAACGUAUGUAUUUUCAUAUGUUGGUGAAUUAAGUCAAACAAAAUAUCAUAAAGAAAAAAAACUUGGUUCCGAUGAAUAUACGGCAACUAUUGGUGUAUAUGAAAAAAAUGAAAAAGGCAUAUUACGUAUCCAUGAUUCAACUGAAUAUUCUGAUUCCGAUGAAAUCGAUUCACAUGUAAUGCUAUUGGAAGGUUUAUCUGAAUCAAAUCUAGCAUGUUAUGUAAAUCAUUCAUGUAAUCCGAAUCUAUUCUCACAAUUAGUGGUCAUCGAGAAUGGCCAUGGACAAUUAGUACCAACAUAUGGUUUAUUUGCCAUACGAGAUAUAAAUCCAUUCGAAGAAUUAUGUUGGGAUUAUCAUUAUUCAUUGACAGAAUCAUUGCCAAUGGAUUGCCAUUGUGAAGCAACAAAUUGUCAUCAUUGUGUAAAAUGUCUUAAAGAUAAAGAAAUUUUUGUCAUCUGAUUCAUUUUUGAUUCAUUCAUUAAUUUGGAAUGUGAAAA